AGUGGCGAUUUGAGGAAGUCAUUCAUUUUGGACAAAAAGUUACUAAAAACUUUGUUAUUUCGGAACGAAGUGAUUAAUAGCAUUAAUAGAAACUAAGCUGUGGCUUGUAUGUAGAAUGACCAAGAAUGGCGGAGUUGGUGGUGUACACAGCUUUUCACUCAUUCAAGCCCAGCUCAGAUGAUUUGAGUAGGGGUUGCAUUGCCAUUGAGCAGAGCGAUGACCUGGAGGUGAAAAAGCCAUUUGAAUUUACAUUUUCUGGGACUGUUGAAAAACCAGACGGAUGGAUUCGCGGUCGGAACCUUCGCACUGGAGAGACGGGUUAUUUUCCGGGAACAUUUGUGAAACACAAAGUCACCAGACCUUUCCCAAAGCCACAGCCUCGCCAUUAUUCUCCUGAAGCUGCUAAUGCAAUGGAUGUGGACAGUUCUUUGGGAUCAAUGACGCUACAGGAUGACUCUGGUUAUGUCGGAUCGCCUCGAGGACCUGAAAUAUCAGGAACCAUUGCUAUGGAAACUGAUGUUUUAGACACGAUUGAGGGCGAUAGUGAAGUGCCUUCCAGAAGUCACAAGUUCAUCGAUACAUACUUCCUCAGGCCACAAAUCUGUCUCCAUUGUAAGGAUUAUAUCUGGGGACCGAAAACAAAGGGAGCAAAGUGUGACGCCUGCAGUCUCUUCAUUCAUCACUCGUGCCAGUCGUAUGCAAAUACAUGUAAAAACGUCUGUCAGCGACACAGCAGCGUUCCGAGCGAACCAGUCAGAGAGUCGCAAACGCCCCUCAAACAUUGGUCGGUGCAGAACGUGAUUGAGUGGAUGGCGGUGGUAAAUCUUUCCCGUUAUGUGGAGAUUUUUAAGCGGACCGAGAUUAAAGGCGAAGAGUUGCUCUCAAUGGAUGAGGCAAGGCUUGAGAGCAUGGGUAUUCUUGACGGUUUCCAUAGGAAGUCACUCCUGACUGCGGUGGAUGAGCUGAGUGGGAGGAACCCAAUGGCACAGCCCUUCAGUUCUUAUUUUCCUCCAUCAAAUGGUGCUCUACAAAAAGGCAGUCUUCCCCCAGAGGCCCAUCAGUUUAUUGAAUAUUCCUUCUCUUCAUUUGAAAGAUGUCAGAUCUGUGAUAAGCUUCUUCUUGGCAUCAUGAGGCAGGGAUUUACGUGUCGAGAGUGUGGGCUAUGCUGUCAUCGUCAGUGUGCCAGUGCUGGACUGCCGGACUGUAAUGCGGAAAACUUUGCCAAGAGGAAGCGUAUGAGUUUAACUAAAGGUUCUGUUUUUGGGAUGCCACUCAGCGAUCAGUUCUCAAGACGGCAACAAGAAGCACCUGGGAUCGUGAUGCAUUGUUUGAAAGAAAUAGAAGUACGAGGUCAACAACCAGGGGUUGAAAUUUUGGAAGUGUAUCGCAGGUCUGCCACCACCGAGUCAAUAAAUGAUUUGAAAGCCAUUUUUAAUGCUGCUGAAGUACCUACCGAUGUUGACCUACAAACACAGGAUGUUUGCUGCGUUGCCGGCCUGCUGAAGCGCUAUUUACGGGAGCUCCCUGAUUCAGUCAUCCCGGAGGAGUUUUAUGACCGGUUUUUGGAUGCUGCCAGAAAUCGAAACAAUGAAAAAUGUCGCGAUUGCCUCCGUGCACUGACGAUGGAGAUGCCGGAACAUCACCAAGGCACCCUGCAGUUUCUGAUGGCGCAUUUCUGCCGACUAUGCCAGCAGUCGGCUGGAAGUGGCGGCCGUGAUCCUAUCUCGACGUUGUCUCAGGUUUUCUGUCACAUACUUCUCCGCCCACCGUGGACACAGACAGUGGAUGUUGUGUACAAGACUGACCUCCAUAUUCGCAUCAUCGACCAGCUUGUACGGGGAGGCACCUGGGGUGAGGAUGUGCCCAACUACCUCGUCAUGCCUCCAAUGUCGCCAUCCUCAUCGACAAAUGGUUUUGAUGACUUGAACGCAAACACACCCACCACCAUCACAUGCCCCAAUAACCUAAUGGAAGCAGAGUGGUACUGGGGAGAUAUAUCGAGGGAAGACGUGAAUGACAAACUCCGAGACACACCAGACGGCACAUUUCUUGUGCGUGACUCGUCUAACAAGGAGGGAGACUACACACUCACUUUACGGAAAGGUGGUGGCAACAAACUGAUCAAAAUAUAUUGUAGGAAUGAGAGAUAUGGCUUCGUGGAGCCUUACUGUUUCAAUAACGUGAUGGAGUUGAUCUAUCACUAUCAGCACAACUCGCUCUCACAGUACAACAAGACGUUGGAUGUCAUGUUGAAGUAUCCUGUCUCCAGGUUCGCAGAGCAAUCGGAGGAAGAGGAGUCGUGGAACACGUCGCCAGGCAAGGAUAUGAUCGAGAGGCUGACGGAGAUCAAGCAAGAGUACAAGGCCAAAACAGAGGAGUAUGACUCGUUGUAUGAAAAGCAUUCGCGGACAACACAGGAAAUCCAUGUGAAACAUCAGGCACUUGAAGCUUUCAAGGAGACAGUGCUCGUCUUCGAGGACCAGGUCAACUUGCAUGAGAGAUUCCAGAAAGAGGCUGCUCCUCACGAGAUGCAGAAAUUAAUGGAAAACCAAAAGUUACUGAAGUCACGCCUAAAUGAAAUCGAGAGCAGUAAAAUUCAACUCGAGGAAGACAUACGCCAACAGAUCGGAAUCAAUCGCAAUCUGAUUGGCAAAAUGAACAGUCUGAAGCCGGAUAUCAAACAGUUGUACAAGCAGAGGGAAAUGUACAAGAAGAAAAUGUUGGAUCAUAAGAUCGAAAUGGACACGAUCGACCAUAUUUUAGAAGACAAGUUGCCCCACCUUGACCAGAAGACGUGGUACCUUGAUGUGAGCAGAGAAGAGGCCCUUCAGCUGCUGAAAGGGCGACCCGUUGGCACCUUUAUCAUCCGACCGAGACAAAAGGGAGGAUAUGCUCUUUCUGUUGUUUCCAGAGAAAAAGUGGAGCAUUGCAUCAUAUGUCAGGACAAAAACGGGCAUUUUGGUUUCUCGCCGCCAUGCACGAUGAGUUCGCUGAUGGACCUUGUCUUGCACUAUGCGAAAAAUUCUUUAGCUGAACAUAACCAGGCAUUGCCAGUGCGACUUUUGUAUCCAGUUCAACAGUCUGAAGAGUCGCAGAUUUACACCUCCAUGCAACGAUAACACAUCUUCCCUGAUCAGACUUUGGGCCUGAUCUACUCUGUUAAAUAUUGUUUUGAAAGCGGUGCAUCUAAAUGUAACAGGAGGAUAAACAAAACUGAAGGGACAAAUUUUCGCAGUCAUUUUAUCAUUUUGUAUCAUCCUGAGAAGAUGGCGGUACAAUGACUUGGUAGAAGCGACCUGUACAUAGCCAUAAUUAUCCACGGUGGUUCUGUAGAAUAGAGUUAGGUGGUAAUAACGUAGGAGAGAUGUUUUCCCUUACUAACGAGAGGAAGUCUGCGCAAACCUAUCAAUGCCAUUCGAUAUUUGGCAGGCGAUAUUUGAGUUGAUAGUUGCUUUUGGGGAAGGUUCUUUCCUGAACAUGACUUCCAAUACCUCGAGUACCGUCCUCCAAAGUUAUUGCCUCCUGAUUGUGUAUACUUUGUUUGUAUCUUCAUCAUCAUUUAUACUUUUUCAAAUUUCUACCAAAAAUCAUCCUAAAAUUUUUCUGAAACUCAGUUUCAGAGUUUCACAAACUUGUGUUAAUCAACAAGACAUUUUUUGGAAUAUUUCAAAUGUGACGCGCUCUACCAAAACUAGGCGCUUGUCGCAUCUGAACUUGACAGGUUGAUGCGGACUUGUUGUUCAUUUCCCUAUUGUAGACCUUUUGUGAAAUGUGACCAAAUCAGUUUGUAAUAGAUUUCACAAAAGGUCUACAAUAGGGAAAUGAACAACAAGUCCGUAUCAACCUGUCAAGUUCAGAUGCGACAAGCGCCUAGUUUUGGUAGAGCGAGUCACAAAUGGAAUAUUGUAACAGUGGUCUUUAUCGCUACACUUUGGAAUCAUGGAUUGUAUUAAAUGUGAAUAGAGUGCAUGCUUAUUGGAGCUGUAUGACAAAUGUAUUUUGAAUGUUUUGUAGCCUGUAAUCUGAAAAAUCUUGCAGAUAUCAAUGUUUGGGCCACUGUGUGGUCACCUGUAUAGCUAGCUUUACUCUCAAAGAGAAUGCCUGCUGCUCAACUUUUACUUUGUAUAUUGUCGGACAUAUAGAACAAUAAGCAGAAUCAUUGGUUUACUCUAAUUUUUCAGAAUUGGGAUGUACCGGAUACAUUUACUGCCGCAGUAAGAUUUUAGUUUCCCUUUGCAGAUAGCAGAACAGAAAGCUGUCCUAGAAACUUCUACAGAUGAACAUUGUCACUGUGUAAAAGCAUACUGGGCUGUACACCCAACACCGCAAUGUAAACGGUGUUGAAAUGUGCUUCAAAAGUACAAGUUUAUCAUUUAAGACUUCUCAAUGUCAUCGAGAGCCUUAUAGAAUUGAUUGGUGAAGUCUUGAUAUCUGUACCGGUACUGUAGAUUUAAAAUGCCUUGCAAACAUUUCACAGUUUACAAUAUUGUAAAUGUAGUGGUAAAAAUGAGAAAUAAAGAG
Lineus longissimus is the source of this 4521-nucleotide messenger RNA. Its product is annotated as phosphatidylinositol 3-kinase regulatory subunit alpha-like. Gene Ontology annotation, cellular component: phosphatidylinositol 3-kinase complex. Gene Ontology annotation, molecular function: 1-phosphatidylinositol-3-kinase regulator activity; protein binding. The coding region runs from base 126 to 3119 and encodes 997 amino acids. The record is from RefSeq and is a predicted model, not a curated record. The transcript has 24 exons. Gene Ontology annotation, biological process: phosphatidylinositol phosphate biosynthetic process; insulin receptor signaling pathway. NCBI's taxonomy places the organism in Eukaryota, Metazoa, Nemertea, Pilidiophora, Heteronemertea, Lineidae.